Messenger RNA from Zootoca vivipara (common lizard), 6741 nucleotides. RefSeq lists its product as uncharacterized. The record is from RefSeq and is a predicted model, not a curated record. Lineage: Eukaryota; Metazoa; Chordata; Lepidosauria; Squamata; Lacertidae.
AGUACGUAUGUGCUGUAGCAAAAUGCCUAAAAUUGAACAAAAUGUAUAAAAAUAAUGCUAUGGAAAGCUAUAGAUGAAUGUCAGAUUUGAGACUUGGCAGUUUUUAAAGAAAUGAUAAAUUAGAGGCCUCCUUGGAGUGAAAAGAUCUGUUUAUGGCAUCUAAUAAAAGCUGUUGCUGCCAUCUGGCUCAGAGUCUCUUACUACUGUUCUUAAUAUUGUUUUGUUAGCUCAUAUUCCAGUGUUGAACUUGGCAUACUGUAUGUGUCUUCAGGGUUUAAUUUAUAAUUCUCAGUAGCAUUCUACAGACUUGGAAAAGCUAUCCUUAAGGUGCAUUUCAUUACCUGUUCUCACACAUCGGGUGUCUAGACAAUUUUGGAAGGAACAGCAGUGUCCAUGUGAAAUCUUUGAUCUGUCAUUUUUAGGAACCUUCUCACUUUGCCCUAUAAUUUUGGGUCGGUACAGAUGAUGGAGAAGAAUGCAACAUCACUUAGUGUAUCUUUUGUGACCCCAUGGACCAGAGCACACCAGGCACUCCUGUCUUCCACUGCCUCCCGCAGUUUGGUCAGACUCAUGUUGGUAGCUUCGAGAACAAUGUUACACUUCAUAAAUUUGUGUUUCACUAAUGUGGGUAGUAUUAAUGUUUCUGAAGAAAAAUGCUUUUUAUCAAACCAUUUAUAGAAAAACUUUAACCUUCCUAAAAUUUAAAUGUCCCCUUUCAGUGGAAUUCCACAGUCUCUACUGAAGUUUAGAAUGAAAAUGUUAGAGCCUGCUCCUUAUAGCGACCUUCCCCAACCACCUGUUCUCCUAAACUUGGGGAAGGCACCAGGUUGGCUAAUAAUAAUAAUAAUGAUAAUAAUAAUAAUUUUUAUUAUUUACACCCCACCCAUCUGGGUGGGUUUCUCCCGCUACCCUGGGCGGCUUACAGACUGCCUUACAGUGUGAGAACCUGAAAUGUGUGGUCCUUCCCACCCAUGAAAUUCUAUCUGUUUAAAAGAGCUAGGUGGUUAUCCACGCAAUCUCUCCGCCUACAUAUUGCAAGUCACUUUCACUGCUAAGAAGCUGCUAGCAGAGCUGAGUAACAGCGUGGGAAACUGAUCUAUUCUGUUUCCAAAUGUCCAACUCCUAUGAUUCAUGAAAUGAAUUUCCAGUCCAGUGACAGCAAAGCAAAACAUGGGUAUGCAAUCUGAGUAAAGAUGAGUCAGGCAAGAAGAAGACUGAUAAAUGCUCAAUUAAAAACAAUUGUGAUAUCAUCACUUUGUUCCCUGCCUCACUGAACUGGAAUGAUUUGGGAGCUGCUCAUGGCAUGGCCAGUUUGGACAUGCUUUGUGUGUGAGGAGUCUAUGUGGUAGCUUUCAAUAGAUCUAAUUUGAAGACGCAAAGGGGAGGAAACACUUCGAGGUGGGGCUACAUCAUCACAUGAUCCUACCAAACUCUUUGUGGGUCUCUAGGUUCAUUGUAAAAAGAGCUGGUAGCAAGCUCAGUCUUGUUAACGUGGCCAAAAUCUAUUGCUAGUUAUUCUGCUAUAUUGGCCUUUAAGGGAGGGGCCUGCAUAUCUGUUUUACUUAUCUUGCUAUAUUUCCCUAAUUACAGUACCUAAUUGGUGGAAGUUCCUUGAGUUGGCCUGCAGAGACAACCCAAGAGGGAAAUGUUUACCAUUGUUAAAGGUCAAAGAGUUACAGAGUUAAGGCUUUCUCAAAUUAGGGUUUAAGAUCUGCAUGGAAGGUUAUAAAUGCCUGGCUUAACCCCCAGGCCCUUGUGCAUUUUCUAAUUGAAUGGUGGUACCAUGAUGGAAAAAGCUAAUGGAGUCUAAAACAUGUAAAGGGUUGCUAAAGGCUGGGCCGGACUGUUGCAGGUAAGGGCUUACAUGGCCCCAUCCCGAGUCCCAAAUAAAUAAUCCUUUAAUAUUGGGGAAAACAUGACCUGUUGGGGCAGAGGUUUCUAUCCUAGCUUCCCCAACUUGCUAGUCUUCUGUGUGGAGGAUUGUGUGUAUGUGAAGGAUAAUUAAAAUACUGUGACCCCAAGUUUACCAUCUCAAUCAAAACUUCACUAGGGAGGAGCAGAGAGAUAGAAGCCAUUAUUUUGGUAGGGCGCAUUGUAUGCACAUGCCAGAAGGCCAGGAAGAGUUUUGGCUUUGCUCCAGCCAUGGUAAGAAUUUGCUUCUAAACCACCUCUCGCUGUCAUAAAGUUUAAUAGUUUAUUCCCCCCCCCAAUAGAAGUUUAUCUGGGACAGGGAACCUGUGGCCCUCCAGAUGUUGUUGGACUCCAGCUCUCAACACCAGCCAACAUGUCCCAAGUGUCAGAAAUGAUGGGAGUUGGGAGCCUACCAAGAUCUGGUGGGCCACAGGUUUCCACCCUGACUUCCAUGGAAGAAACCAACAAGUAGUGUACUAGGGGAUGCCACCCAGGCUCAGGGAUGUAAUCUUUUCUCAAGAACUUUUGUUUCUAAAAGGAAGGGCGACUAUGAGCUACGGGGAACUUUCAAAAGGUACUAUGAGAAAAUAUUUUUUUCCAUUUGUUCACAUAGACAGCUUCUGAGUUAUCUGUGUGUGCGUUCCUUCCUUGAGAAACUUGCAAGGUUUUUAAAGUGUUGGAUUGCCUAAUACCUUGAUUAUAAUCUUGUUGACUUCUCAUGUGCUGGAGCUCCAUAUGAAAUGUAGGCAAGUCUGAUUUCCUGCCAAGAAAAAAGGGAGACAGUUGCCAUGCUGGAAGCAAAUAGAAUAAUUGCUAGAUUUUAUGUAGCUUGUCCUUCAAUUUUCUAUAGAUAGCUUGAGGGCCAUGCCGAGAAAAUGGCAGUGACAUAUGGUAGAUGGCUACUUUUUACAAAAACAGGGCAGAAUUACCGGUAGUUAUUUUUGUGUGUGUUUAAUGGUUGCUUGUUUCAUUUAAUUGUGGCUGCUUUCGCAGGUUGUCGAAUGGACCCAUGAGUGGGUCUUCUAAAUGUAAUAGAGAACAAUGUGGAAUAAGAUGAUGGACAACAAGGCAAUUUAGCAAGCUUGGCUCAGCUUGCUAAACUCAUUCUAUUAAAACUUGGAGCAAACGUACACACCUGUCUAUAAACCCUACUGCUUUUUAUAUUGGUUGCUGUGUGCCCUCAUACAGCCCUGACCUAGUCAGUUAUGUGAAAAAGGUUAUGUGCCCCAAAUGGUAGCAUGGAACAUAUGGCCCUCUAACUCCCAUCAGCCCCAACCAGCAGAGCCAAUGGUGGUGGUAGUUGGAAUCCAACAACAUCUGGAAGGCCACAGAUUCCCCAUCCCUGCUCUAAAUUAGGGCUAGGUUCUGCACAAAACAAUGGCUGAGGUCUCUGGUUCCUUAAGAAACAUUGAUAACAUGAUGGGUUGGAUCAGAACAGAGUACGUCCUGUGAAAUAAGUUAAAUCUCCCAUCCAGUCUGAAGAUGAAGACUCCCAAGAGCUGCAUGAUGCGUAAAUUGACCACAAGAUUUCAUUAUUAUUAUAUGCCCUGUACUGUUGACUCAAUUAACAGUCUCUUCCCAUCUUUGUUUAUAGACAAACUAUGGGGAAAUUAUACAGGAGGAUGUGCUUUGUAGGAAAAAAGGCAACAUAAUUAUCACCUCUGUCACAAUUCGUGAAUUACAUAAAACUUUUGCUAUUCAACUGCAAUAAUGGGGGCAAUCUUAAACCAUAAAGAUUGAGAUGGAAUCUUUGAAAAGCUAAAACAUGAAGACAAUAGGCAUCUGGGGGGGGGGGAGCCAAGAAAUAAUUGGUAUUAAUAUGUUUUGGUUUAUUAGUCUAUCCAUUAAUUACAGAAUGUUUAGCUGAUUUGUUUUCUGCUUUGUAACCAAUUUAGGCUACUACAGUCCUGGGAGUAAAUUCAAUUGAAGUCCAUGGGACUUCUGAGCAGACAUGUAUAGGAUUGUCUGUCCAAAACAUCAAUACUGUACAGUAGAAAGAUACCUUUGUGAGGUACUGAAAGGAGUCUGAAAGAGCUUGCCGUUUAGUACAUGAAAGUUGUCAUUCAUAGCUAGAAGGAAUGUCAAACAUCUCCCUUUUUAUUACAGUAACACUUUGGAUCUAAAAUAGCCUCCGAAAAGAAUGUGUGCUUUAAUUUCUAGUCUUGGGAAUUCAGUUUUGACUUCAACAAUUGGUUCCUGCCAUUGAGUGAUGUUUUAGUCAAUUAAUCAAUUAAUUGAAGCAAUAAAAGCCCAGAUUCUUGCAGCUCACACUACCUGGCACGUCUGAGUUCAAAUCUUCAUUUGCUUGUUUUGCAUCCCUGGUCUGAAGCUUCUAUUUCUGCUCCUUUCAUUAUGGGCUCCAGUAACAGUUUAAUAAUUGAUGCCAGGUGAGACCUUUAGUUGAUGGCUUUUUUUUUCACACUAGCCUUGCAAUCUUCAUUAUCUCUCCCAAGUAGACGGUAGAAGGGCUGUUUUUGACCAGAUAAGCAAGAAAGAGGUAGUAGCUAUUUAGCCAGAAAGUGUAGAACUGGAACUCUCAGCAGUUCUACAGAUUUCAAGGAAACGCUUCUCAAAUAUGCCACAAAAGACAUUAUCCCAGAGAGAACCGCACAGGGCCAAUCUGUUGACGAAACCAUCUCUGCUGGAAAACGCGGCAGGCGGCAAAGGUAUUUCCGCUAUCGAUGGCAGCGGUGCUGGUGCCACAACAUCCUUUACUAAUGGCAAGCCAAGUCUUGACGGGCUUACUGGAAAAUCUCCCCUUUCUACCAUUUCUUUUGGGGAUCAUCAUGCCAAUCUGUGUCGUGGGGCGAGGCCUGUUUGUCGGAUUCGCCCAACCAGUGCUGUGAUCCAAGGAGGCUCUGUUGCUCACAUCAACCGUCUGCAAGGAGAACUUGUGAGAAAAAGGAAGGAAUGCGAGGACCUGAAGAAACAGAACAAAUGCUUGUCAAAUGAGCUGCAUUUGGAAAGAAUUUUUAUGAAAUCGGAAAGCGAGCUGGGCAUGAGAAAUCUCAGAAAUAUAAACCAUGGACUGCAAACACUAGUUAAAGAGCUGAAGCAGAAGCUGAAUGCCUCUCAGCAGACAGCGGCAAAAUACUCCAAGCUUGUGGAGGAGGCCUCUCUGGCGCAGGCAGAAGCUGAGAAAGGCCAAGCGGAGGCUGAAGCCCAGGGAAAGUUGUGUCAGGAGCAGCAGGAAGCAGUUCAACUGGAGAACAUCAGCUUAAAAGAAGAAACCCAGCAGCUGAAGAAAAAGUUAACCGAAAUGCAGCAGCUGCUAGCACAAGUGGAAAAGGCCCACUUUGAAAGUCAGAUGAAACUAGAGAGAAUAACAAUGGAGAGGGAAGUCAUCCGUGAGGAAAAACGAUAUUUGGAGCACGAAAGGAAUGAACUAAAGCAGAAACUGAAAGGAACACUAGAAGAGAAUUUGAAGUGUAAAGAAAGUGAAAUCUCUCAAAGAUGUCGAACAGAAGCUGCUGAAGAAGCCUUAGAGAAAGCAACCUUGCUUCAUUACGAGGCGGAAAGGGGGAAGCGCUUGCUAGAACGGGAGAAAGAAGAGAAGGAAAAACAGUGUGAGAUGUGGAUGAAGAAAUAUAGUGCCAUGGCAGACCUCUGGCAAUCCCAAGAAGAAGAAAAAUCAAGAAGGCAAAAUAAAGCUUGUCAGGUGAAAAUGAAGAGCUAUUUAUUGUGUAUCAAUGAAAGCAAUGAGCACAUAACAGUAUUAAGAAAUGAAGAUGGAACUCCACAGAGAUUUGUGGAAGGAGAGCAAGUUUGUUUUUCAAUCCCUGGUGUUGGCAAUGAAGAAAAGGCCAAGAGCACUGACAGGAUUUUGCACAGAGUUGUCGCACCCAGUUCAAACCUUGGACAUCCUCAGAUGUGUGGACUUUGUCCUGCUGAACUGCAUGAGAAAACACCAGCUAGAAGAGGCAGGAAAAUCAUUGAAUAUUUCUGGUUUCCAGUUGAUGGUAAUACCGAAGAAUGACUGGAGGACAAACACAACCCAAUGAUGGGGGUGGGGGUGGGCAGCUCUUGGACCUUGAGUAGGAGCCACAAUGUUUUUGCUGGAGUGCAAGAUUAAUUGAAGACCUUCCUUGUACUGGCAAGUGAAUGAGGUGAUGAUGAGACUUUUGUUGUGACCGUUUGUCAUAGAUGAAGCCAGAGAAUGAGAAGCUUAAUCCAGCAGAGGUUGGACAAAUCUUUCUUUUUUAAAAAUAGGUUUCCUACUUACCAGCAUUCGAAUUUAAAACACUGCCUUGCACAUCUAAUUAAAGGUUACAUUCCAGUUGCCUGAACAUAUUUUGUUAAGAUGCAAUGUACAUGCAAUGUUGAAUCUAUGCAGCAUAUUUACCUGUAAAACACGAACAAACUGCAUCCAACAGCAGCUGUCCAUCAUAGUUUGUGGCUUUGGAUUGGUGCAGCAGUAUGUAUGUCCCAUAACAGGCCACUUACACAUGUCUAUCUGUUGAGAAAUAAGGGCCAGUUCAUAGAACUAUUAUGUCCAUUAUUGAAAGUAAGCAAAUGGGCCAUCUGAUCAUGAGUGCUUGCAAAGCACUGUGCCUUUGAAAAUAUGGUUUGAUUUCAGAUAGCAAAGAAUAAGUUACCUGACAUCACUUUGACUUGGCCCAAAGGGAGUGGGGGAGCCCAACACGAUUGUUGCCAAGUAUCAGCACGAGGCGAGCUAAAGCUAUAUACUAUUAUGUGGGAAAGGGAUCCUUUUAUUCUACUCCCUUCCAGGUGAGAUCUGAUGGGCCCCCUCCCUGUUGAACUGCAGGUAGGAUUGCCGGACUCACUAGAGGACAGGACUUCUGUGCCUUUAAUUGCCCUGCUCUCUUUUGA